AUGCUUGCAAACACGCAGGCUGCAGCUCCAGCGGCGGCAGGCCUCCCUGCGGGCCAGCGCUGCUUCGUCUCGCACCAGCAGCACAUCCAGAGGCAACACAGGCCGCGCCUGGCAGCAGCCGCCGCCCGCGGCCCAGUGGCGGCAGCAGCGGCGGCAGCGCAAGUCCUGCCCAGCUGCGGCGGCCGGCGCCAGUUGCUGCUUGCAGCCGGCCUGCUGGCAGCCGGACCAGCAGUCAGCUGGCAGGUAGCGGCAGAGGAGGCGGCCGGCAGCUCCCGCCAGGUCUUCUUUGACAUCACCGUGGAUCGCAAGCCGCUGGGGCGCAUAGUGCCUCAAGACGCGCCUGCCAUCGGCGGCCAGCGCUUCCUGGACCUGGCGCAGGGCAAGGAGGGCGUGGCCUUCCGCAAGACCAAGUUUGAGCUUCUGGAAGACGGCUUCAUCCAGAACAGCGGGCUGAAGGCGCUGAGCUACCAGGCCUCGGGGCGCACAGCAAUCACGGGUGGGCUGGACACCGAGCUUUUGGAGGAGGAGCUGGCGGCGCAGCAGCGGCGGGGCGGCACCGUGCACGGCGCGCCCGGCCUCGUCUCGUUCCUGGUGAAGCCUCGCAUCGAGAUUGUGUCCAAAGACAAGCUGGUUGCUUCCAAGGGCAAGCUCAUCACCGUCACAGAGACGUUUGGCGAGAUCCCCAACGGCAGCUCCUGGGCCAUUACCACAGAGGCUGUGCCAGAGCUGGAUGACACGCACCUGGUGGUGGGCCGGGUGGUGCAGGGCAUGGAUGUGGUGCGGGCGGUGGCGGCGCUGCCUCGCGUCAAGGACAACACCAAUUCCCCUUUCUUCCAGUACGGCAAGGCCACAGGCGACAAGCGCGCGGACGUGGCACAGAGAGCGUUCAAGAAGGCAUUCAACAAGAUCGUGGUUGACGAGUGCGGCUACCUCUAG
Molecule: messenger RNA, 936 nt
Organism: Chlorella variabilis
Lineage: Eukaryota; Viridiplantae; Chlorophyta; Trebouxiophyceae; Chlorellales; Chlorellaceae
Exons: 7
Coding region: 1-936 (311 amino acids)
Biological process (GO): protein peptidyl-prolyl isomerization
Cellular component (GO): chloroplast
Molecular function (GO): peptidyl-prolyl cis-trans isomerase activity
Source: RefSeq, a predicted model, not a curated record